Molecule: messenger RNA, 1854 nt
Organism: Acanthisitta chloris (rifleman)
Lineage: Eukaryota; Metazoa; Chordata; Aves; Passeriformes; Acanthisittidae
Product: peroxisome proliferator-activated receptor gamma coactivator-related protein 1-like
Exons: 5
Biological process (GO): positive regulation of transcription by RNA polymerase II
Cellular component (GO): nucleus
Molecular function (GO): transcription factor binding
Source: RefSeq, a predicted model, not a curated record
AUGCAGAACUAUCUCGACUCCUCUGUGAUCUCUAUCAUUGAGGAUCUCUCUCUGAGUGAGGUGGGAGCCCACACAUGCGUGCGGGAUGUGGUGGUUGGACAGGCUCUGGCCGUGGCAUGGGUGGGGGUGGCGGCAGUACUGCCCCUGCCCUUGCAGCAGAGCAAGGCCUGCCUGGAUGCACAGAACGAACUGUCCCUGCUGACUGCCAUCACAGAGAUUCUGGACAGCACAGAUGAUGAGACCCUGUCCCCCUUUGACACCGUCAUGGAUGCAGAGCUGCUGACCUCACCUCGUGAGCGGGAGAGUCCUUCGUUUCAGAAGUUUCUCAGCUUAUCUCGUCCAUUGCUGGAGUGUGAGAGCCCUGCCCUGGAGCAGCCCAAGGCUCUCAGGCCUCUCAGCAGCAGCAGCAUCUCUGUGGUUGGGAAGACUGACACAGACCUGGCCUGGGACCACAGUGCUCACGGCCUUGAGGACCCGGUGUUGCCAAAGCAGCAAGUCUGCAGCACUUCAAGGGUCGAGAGAAAGGUGGGCUGGCACCGAGCCCGAGAGCAGCCCUUGCCGCAGCGCAGUGAUGGGGAGGAAGAGGAGGAGGAGACUGGUUUAAGCCUGGAGCUACACAACAGCAUGGAGGCUGUGGAUUUUUGUGUGAGCGAGGCUGGGGUGACGCUGGAGGAGCGCGAAGACCCCUGCAUCAUCAACACGGGUGACGUGUCCCUGAGUGAGCUGGUGAAGUCCAUGCACCCGUACUGCCUGCCCACCUUCACUGUGUGCCUGGACCCCGAAACUGAGCCCAUGGCCAAGGAGCUUCUGAGCAGUCCUGUCUUGCUGGAAAUUGUGCCUGGUGAGGGAGAGAGUGUGGAGAUCCCUGUGGUCCUGCAGCCUCUGACUCCCAGCUCCCCUGACCUGGAGCCCCAGCUCCUGGGGGUGGAGGAGCGUACCGGGGAGUCAAUCCCAGAGAAUCAAGAGGAGCUACUGGGAGUUCCAACACACGGAAACAGAGUGGAGGAAGAGAAGGAGGAGAAACUGCCUGGGAAGGAGCCCUCUUGCACUACCCCAGAGGGCACCUCCCCACCGGAGGCCCCAGUGGGUGGCAAACGCGAGUGCUCUGAGAAGGGACGGGGCCGUGAGAGAGCACGGAAGAGUCGGAAAAAGAAAACGUUAGAGGACCAAAGCAAGCAGGCCAGGCCUAGCAGAGACUGUGUGGCCCACCGUCUCCGCUCUGCGGGCUCCGUGCGCCACCCAGCCCCCAGCCGGCAGCGAGCAGUGUGUCCCUCUGCCCAGGUCUCUGACUUCCUGGCACAGCAACUGGAACGAGCCCGGAAGGAGGGGCAGAUGGAGCUGCACACGGAGCGGGCACCGCGGCCCUGGGGCAGGCCCCGGAGCACGGCAGGGACCUCCCUGCCCAAGAAAGUACAGCAGCAGCUGCAGAAGGAACCAGCACCAGAAAUGGUCGGUGUGGCCUCAGAGAAGACCAAGGCUGUGGUGCCUCUGGAGAAGACUGUACCAAGUGUGGAGGAGCAGUCAGCAGUUGCACGUCCCAGCCUAACGGACCAGGCUGAGGGCCAGGGAGAGGCACAGCUGUCUUUCAGACAGAGCAGUGGGGUCUCGGAGGUUGCCCCUCAGCUCCUGGAACAAGGUGUGGGGCCGGAGCCUCCCCAGAGCCUGCCAGCAGCAGAGUGCAGUGAGGGCCUGCCCAAGGAAGCCAAACCCAAGGCCCUGAGCCUGCGGGAAUACCGCAUCCGCAUGCUGCAUCGCCAGCCCAGCCCAAGUGGCAGCCAGGAGGGCAACAAGCAAGUAGCCAGCAAGUGGCCCAGUGUCCCUGAGCCUCCGACAGAGCUUGCGGAGAUCCCUUGC